AUGGAACUCUCCACCCUUCCUCUCCUCAUCCUCCUCUUCCUCCACCCCUGGCGCAUUUUAGCCACAUCCCCUUCCUGCAGAAGCACGUGCGGUUCCCUCCCUGUCAAAUAUCCCCUCGGCACCGGCCCUGGCUGCGGCUCCCCUCGCUUCCAGCCCUCCGUAUCCUGCGCACCCAACGACCAGCUCCUCCUCACCACCCACACUGGCUCCUACCCCAUCACCUCCGUAUCCUACGCCACCUCCACCUUAACCAUCACCCCUCCCCUCAUGUCCACCUGCUCCUCCAUGCACCCUUCCCCCAACUUCGGCCUCGAUUGGGCCACCCCUUUCCAGGUGGGCCCUUCUAUCUUCCUUCUCUUAUCCUGCGCCUCCCCUUCCUCCUCUCUCACUUACAAAGGCACCCUUCUCUGCGAUCUCUCCAACUCCCACCUCUGCUCAUCUCUUUACACGUGUCCCUCCGUCAGCUCCCUCGGCCUGGCCUCGUUCGCCCCUUCAACCUCUUGCUGCGUCUACUCCCCCGCCAAUCUCGGGCCCCACAUGGAUCUCGACGUCCAGGGGCUAAAAUGCGGCGGGUAUGCGUCGGUUGUGUCUGUGGGGGAUUCCCCCAGCGACCCGACCCGGUGGGAGUACGGGGUGGCGUUGAAGUUUGGACAGGGUGGGCUGGAUAAUUACAACUUUGCCACGGCGUGCGACGCAUGCGAGAAGAGCGAUGGGGUGUGCGGGUAUUCCCCGCCGAGGAAUUUCUUCGUGUGUGUUUGCAAGAACGGGGUGAAUACCACGUCGGAUUGCGUCGGGCAGGUGGUGGUGGAUUUUUGGAAUGCGGGUCCGGGUUCGGGUUCGGCUCCGAGAGAAGGUAGGAGCCGCUGGAUGGGGAUAUCAUGUGGGGCCGACAUUGCUGUCCAUCGCGCUGUUGUGGAUUGGCUAGAGCAUUUGGUUGGGUUGGCUGGUGCUGAUUUGUUUAUGGCUGGAGAUAUUGAAGAGGUGAUUACUGACACGUGUCAAAGAUCCAGGCCAUCCGUAAAGAUGCCGUGGCAGAAAUACCUUGAAUAUAAUCUCAAAUUCACAUUUUCCUAA
Magnolia sinica is the source of this 1074-nucleotide messenger RNA. RefSeq lists its product as uncharacterized. Lineage: Eukaryota; Viridiplantae; Streptophyta; Magnoliopsida; Magnoliales; Magnoliaceae. The transcript has 2 exons. Gene Ontology annotation, molecular function: polysaccharide binding. The record is from RefSeq and is a predicted model, not a curated record. Bases 1 to 1074 code for a protein of 357 amino acids.